Molecule: messenger RNA, 837 nt
Organism: Plectropomus leopardus (leopard coralgrouper)
Lineage: Eukaryota; Metazoa; Chordata; Actinopteri; Perciformes; Serranidae
Source: RefSeq, a predicted model, not a curated record
GACGAUGAAGACAAAGCUCAGUCCUCACAGCUUCAUCAAAGACAAACUGAACAGAUGGAAACUGGACUGGACUGUGGAGGACCAGAACCAGACAGGAACUCACAUCCAGAUACACAUUUACAACCAUCCAGCAGCAAUAAGACCUCAGAAUGUUUCCGACAGGAGACUGAAGCCAGAUUUGAAUGGAGGACAACCAGAGAACCUCCGUCAGGUUCUCUGAAAAACAACAGACGUGAUUCUUGUGAGAAACUGUUUCGCUGCUCUCAGUGUGGAAAACGGUUCAACCAAAACUCCAAUCUAAAGACACACAUGAGAACUCACACAGGAGAGAAACCGUUCAGCUGCUCUGUUUGUGGGAAAAGAUUUGGUCAGAAGGCACACAUGCAGAACCAUCUGAAGUGUCACACGGGAGAGAAACCGUUCAGCUGCUCACUCUGUAACAAGUGUUUCUCUCGGUGCGAACAUUUACAGUUGCACAUGAGAACUCACACAGGAGAGAAACCUUUCAGCUGCUCGGUUUGUAACGAAAGAUUCACUUGGCUUUAUCAGUUCAAAAACCACAAGUGUGGCGCUGAAUCGUCUCGGCUUCGUGAGCUCUGGAGCAGUCAGGAGGGAGAGCAGCUGCAACGGCUGGAGGAGGCUGAAAUCACAAAGUUCACACACACUUCUGUCCCUGCGAAGAGCGACGACGAUACAGAGACAGCUCAGUCCUCACAGCUUCAUCAAAGACAAACUGAACGAGACUGUAGAAGACCAGAGCUGGCCAGGAACUCUGAUCCAGAUAGUCUUGAGUCAAGUGGACGGACCUGGGACUCACUCAUUGGACAGUUUUGGUGA